Chenopodium quinoa (quinoa) is the source of this 1557-nucleotide messenger RNA. RefSeq lists its product as uncharacterized. The coding region runs from base 1 to 1557 and encodes 518 amino acids. Lineage: Eukaryota; Viridiplantae; Streptophyta; Magnoliopsida; Caryophyllales; Amaranthaceae. The transcript has 3 exons. Gene Ontology annotation, molecular function: zinc ion binding; nucleic acid binding. The record is from RefSeq and is a predicted model, not a curated record.
AUGACGAAGAAUCCAACCGAUGCGAAGGAUUUGAUUGAGAAGAUGGCGGCUAAUGAUAAUUACCAUCCAAGGGGAAUAAAUGUUAUCAACACAAGUAAUAAACAUGAUGUUGAUGCUCUAACCAUGUUUACUAGUUCUGUGCAGGCACUAACUCAUAAGGUCAAUUUACUCCAAGCUGAGUCCCCUCGACCCUCGAUGGAAACUUGUCAGAUGUGUGGAUUGCAAGGCCAUACGGCGCGGGAGUGUCAGCCCAAUUAUGAUGGAAUGACGAUUGAGCAAGCUAAUGCUUUCUAUACCACGACCUCCAAAAGGCCAGUUGAUGAAGGGUGGAGAAAUCAUCAAGGGUUCUCAUACAAGAACACUCAAGCUAUAGCAAAUCCUCCACCACCACCAGCUUUUCAAGCAAGGUCACCUUUCAAUCAUCAUCCCAUGCACCAACCACCACCUCAAUCUUCAAAUCUUGAAUCCAUUAUGGAGACUUUUGCUACCUCCCAAUGUCAACAACAAGAGCUUAUAUCAAAGCAAUUUGAUUUACAAGCAAAGCAAAAUGAAUAUUUUGAAAACUCGAUUCAAUUGCUUUUUGCUCAAAAUAAGAGGAUAGAAACUCAUCUUUCUCAACUAUCACAACAAGUGAGUCAUCUAUCAACUCUUCAAGAUCAAGCAAAAGUCCAAACGAAACAACGCAAUGCAAUUUUCGUGAAAAGAGAUGGAUUGACUACGGGGGGAUUAGAGGAGAAAGUGUGCAAUCUGGAGUCAAAAACUGAAAUGAGCGAGAAUGAAGGUCCCAAAUAUGUCGCUCCACAAGCCUAUGAGGAACCGAUGCCUUUCCCGCAAAGGUUAUCAAAAGUCGUGCUCGAUAAGCAUUUUAGGAAAUAUUCUGAGACUCUUAAGAAGAAAUUAGAAAGUUUGGUAGUAAAGGAGAAAUGUCCUGAUCCUUUACAUGAUAGCUUACCACCUAAAUUGCAUGAUCCUGGUAGUUUUACUAUCCCUUGUAUGAUAAACGAAACAUAUUUUGAUAGGGUCUUGUGUGAUAUGGGUGCUAGUGUUAACUUAAUGCCUUCUUUAGUGUAUGACAAAUUAGGUUUGAAAAACCUUAAACCCUCUCCUAUAUCUCUUCAUAUGGCUGAUAGAACUGUUAGACUCCCUAAGGGUGUAGUUGAAGAUGUAUUAGUUGGGAUUGAUCAUAAGAUCCCACUCAUCUUUGGUCGCCCUUUUCUUGCUACAAGUCAAGCUUUAAUAGAUGUUCCUAAAGGACAAGUGACCAUUAGAGCUCAGGAUAAACAAGUUGUGUUUAAGCUUUUCAAUGACCAUAAUUUUACUUUUGAUGGUGGUACUUGUUUGAGAAUCGAUGCUACUAACCUUUUGGUUGAUAAGUGUAUUUCUAAUAGAAAUCCUGUGAGCAAAAAGGACAAUAUUCCACCACAUGAUGGGUUUAAUUACAUGAAGGUCAAUUCGAAUACAAAGCACAUCAACUCUAAUUUGAAGGAGUCGUUUGGAGGUGGAUAUAUUGAUGAGAAAUACCACAGAGUAUCUUCUCCGUGUGGUGACCCAGGUUGA